Messenger RNA from Oryzias latipes (Japanese medaka), 903 nucleotides. RefSeq names its product histone H1. NCBI's taxonomy places the organism in Eukaryota, Metazoa, Chordata, Actinopteri, Beloniformes, Adrianichthyidae. Gene Ontology annotation, molecular function: structural constituent of chromatin; DNA binding. Gene Ontology annotation, cellular component: nucleosome. The record is from RefSeq and is a predicted model, not a curated record. Gene Ontology annotation, biological process: nucleosome assembly.
CUCAGUUAGGAUCGUUGAUCAGCGACAGACCAGACAGUAAAACAAACAUGGCAGAAGUAGCUCCAGCUCCCGCCGCCGCUCCGGCCAAAGCCGCCAAGAAGAAGACUUCCAAGCCGAAGAAGGCCGGUCCCAGCGUCAGCGAGCUGAUCGUUAAAACGGUGGCCGCUUCCAAGGAGCGCAGCGGCGUGUCUGCCGCCGCCCUGAAGAAGGCUCUGGCGGCCGGAGGCUACGAUGUGGACAAGAACAAAGCCCGCGUCAACACCGCCAUCAAGAGCCUGCUGACCAAGGGGACUCUGGUCCACACCAAGGGCACCGGCGCUGCCGGCUCCUUCAAGAUGAGCAAGACGACCGAAAGCACGAAGCCUGCAGCUAAGAAAGCCGCUCCUAAAGCCAAGAAGCCCGCCGCCAAGAAACCCGCAGCGGCUAAGAAGCCCAAGGCAGCAGCCAAGAAGCCCGCAGCUGCUAAGAAGUCUCCCAAGAAGGUGAAGAAGCCCGCAGCAGCGCCCAAGAAAGCAGCCAAGAGCCCCAAGAAGGCCACCAAGAGCCCCAAAAAGAGCCCCAAGAAGGCGGUGAAGAAAGCCCCCGCAGCCAAGAAAGCUCCCGCUAAGAAGGCAGCCAAGCCCAAAGUGAAGAAGACAGCAGCCAAGAAGAAGUGAAGAAACAUCCUCAGAAUUCUGUAGAAACAAAGGCUCUUCUAAGAGCCACCACUUCUCCUGUCAGCAGCUCAUUCCUCUGGUUUCAGAAAACACAGAACAAAUCAGUGCAAAUAUGAGAUUAGUUUGACAACUAAUUUGCUGAUUUAUAUCAAUCUAAAAGGUUUGUCAGUCAUUAAAACACAACUAAGAAAUGUUCCACCUUAUGUAUAAACGUAGAUCAGUCCAUCAUUAAACAUAAACUAAAAAC